Eimeria acervulina is the source of this 4659-nucleotide messenger RNA. RefSeq names its product TLD domain-containing protein, putative. The coding region runs from base 1 to 4659 and encodes 1552 amino acids. The transcript has 11 exons. The record is from RefSeq and is a predicted model, not a curated record. Lineage: Eukaryota; Apicomplexa; Conoidasida; Eucoccidiorida; Eimeriidae.
AUGCAGCAAGGUGUUGGCAGCACUCCACCGAGUCAAGCGCCAGGGGACCGCAGCACGCCUUCUGCGCCGGGGCAGGGGCUCCAGCCCCCGUUGCCUCCUGAGGGUGCGUUGUCUGUAUCGGACCGCGUGGCUGCUGCAGCAACGGCAGCAGCAGCAGCAGCAGCAGCAACAGCAGCAGCACGGGCGGAAGCAACCGCUGCUACGGCGCGGCGCUACCUACAGCCGUGGGUGCUUGUUGACAAAUACAGCAAAUGGAGACACUUAGACCAAGAGGAGCUUAAGGCAUGGCAGGCAAAGGGCGAAUCCAUCUUUCGGGAGCACCUGCUGCCUUACGUCCCUUCAGAUGUAUCUCCUGCGGUCGCUGCUGUUGAGGCAGACGUAGCAAUAGCAGCAGCGCCUUCUGCUGCUGCAUGCGCUGCAGCAACACCAGGAUCGGCACCAGCAGCAGCAACGGCAACUGGCAGCGGAGGCACGCCUGCGUCUGGCCGUUCCGCCGUCAGCGCGAGCGCGGCAGCCGCCGCCGCAGCAGCAGCAGCAGGAACGAAUCGCUUUACUGCUUUAUUUGGGGGUUCUGCUGCUCCGCAUCUCUCCGCUGCAGCUCUAAGCCACCAUCCCUGGACAGCGGAGCAAGUCAGAGAUGUGCUGCGGUUUGAAAUUUGGGCAGGCGUGCCGGACGCCUUUAAGUGCUGCGUGUUGAUUCAUUCGAAUGACGCACUGCAGCAGCAGCGGCUGCAUCCUACGCUGUACAGACAGGUGCAGCUGGAGUCAUUUGGGCCUCCUCCUUUUCCGGGUUCUGUGCCUGGGCGAUGCCCUACGUUUAGUGGGGGUUUGUUGGGGCUAGAAGAGGAUGUUUGCGGUGUACAGACAACUCUCAAUCAGCUUGAACUCGAUGGGGACGCGCCGCUGGCCACCUGGAGAUCUGCCCCAGAUGACUGCGGCACAGCAACUGCAACCAGUACAUCUCGCCCCGCACGCGUUCGACUACCGCACCCGUAUUUACCCGGCAUUAUGUCGCCUGGAGGCAAGAGCCAUGCAAGAAGCCCAGGGAAAAAUCCCCUGGGGCAGCGGCUGAAGCCGGAGUUCAACUUCUGGCCAGAUACCAGCCGGAGGGCGGAAGAGUCAGAGGAGAAGAUCCAGCAGCAGCUGCAGCAGCAGGAGAACAAAGCGGGCCGCAACAGCAAUCAAGAGCAGCAAAGGAAUCACAGACGCCACAGACACUCCCAACCUCCCCAUCACCACCUGCAGCAGCAGGUAGAUAGCGAAGGUCAGGGUUCUUGCAAGAGAGAAGAGUCAAUAGAAGCGCUACUGGCGUACAUUGGGCCUAACAGCAAACUCUCCCCCGAGGUCACGCCUUCGACUGCCUCGACAGCCAAAGCCAAAGCAGCACCGCGGGUGGGGCCUGUUAUGCGGGCUGCCCGCCGGUGGCAACGCAGAGGCAGCAAGAGCCAGGCGAGCGAAAAGGGGCCCCCUUCCAAGUCUCAGCAGCAGCUCCCUGUUGGAGAGUCUGCGGGGAGGGAGGGAGGAGGCGAGAGGAGAAGUGGCUUACCAGGUGAAGUUGAAGGCGGAGGGGGAGCUGCUGCAGAGGCUGAGAGAGCUGUGCAGCAGAGCGCAGCAGAUGCAGCAGAUGCUGCGGGGGCCACAGAAGGAUCGGCAGGUGCAGCAGGAGGGGGGGCCCUCUUGGGAGGGGGAGCAGGGGGCCCUUUGGGUCGGUCUUCUACUGCUGAAGCAGAAGUGGCCUUAGAUUUGUUUGGCCGUAGAGAGGUCGAUGAACUUGUGGAGUUUUCUUCUUACAUGCGACACAGGCACCUGAAAGCGAAACGGCAGGCAGUGCAGAUGCGGGAGGCGACGGAGCGAUCUCGGGAUCGUGUUGCUUUUGAAGCAGCGGCAGCAGCUGUGAUGGCUGUAGCACGUGAAUUCGAUAACGAGCAAGACAAGUGGCUGCUGCGGCGAUAUUACACUUCAACUUCCUUUGAUCUCGCAGCGAAGGGCCUCUGGGGCCAAGGCAAGGGCAAACGCAGAGGUGCCUCUGAGUCGCAGCUCCUUGCUUUUGAUUCCCCCGCCUACCCCAGCAGAGCAGCAGCAGCAGCAGCAGCAGCGGCGCACCCAACCGCCUCCACCUCAGCAGCACCCAGACAAAGUGGCCCUACAAAGUCCUUUGUCAGCUUCCUCAGACGUAGAGCGGCAAAAGAAAGGCAGCAAAAACUCCCCCACUCCCCUCUCCAGUUCAGCAGACCAAGGCGCCUCAAUGACCCAGCAGUGCAGCAGGCGCUUCCGGGUCAAAGAGGGUCUGGGCAGCAGCACCUAAGCCCUCUCGGCGGGCCUUUUGGGGGCUCCCAUGGAGGCCUCCCAUCCUCUCUACGCGCAUUCCCAGGCUCCCCCGCUGCUUCUGCUGCAAGCCCUGGGAGGCUGCUGGCUCCCGUCGGAGGGGCCCCGAGUCCAGGCCGUACAGCCGCCGCGCUGUUGGCGCCUCCUGCUUGUCUAUCUCCCAACUCUGGAGGGUUGUGGAGCAAGCUGUCGAAUGUUAAGAACAAAAUCAAACCGAAGGGGGCUGCCGCUGCUGCUGCUGCCACACAGACCAGUAGCAGCAGCGGCAAUAACGCAGGCAACGCUUCCGUCAUCAACUGGUUGAAGCAGGCAGCGCGCAGCAACAGCGACAUCUGGGGGGCCCCCCCCACGGGAAAGAGCCCGCAGGGGGGGCCUUCCUGGGGCCCCCUUGGCGGGCGCGCAGGGGUAUCAGCUGGGCGCUUUUCCUUUGCUGCUGGGGAGUCGCCUAUGUUUUCGCAGCAGCCUGCGCCUCGAAAGAGUUUCUUAUCUCGUAUACUGCCGGGGAUGGGUUUGUGCAGAAGGGGGAAACGGGAGGAACAGGAGCUGAAGAGAAUUGACUUCUUAAGGAAUGCGAUGCGAGCUGGAGACGAUCCCUUUGAGACGAACAAACUCGCUGCUGCUGCAGCAAGCGCUGCCGUGCGAGAUAUCCGCAGACGCAGCAGCAGCAGCACACUCAGUGAAGACCUCAUUGAGUCUGCUAAGGGAGCAGCAACUGCAGCAGCAGCGGCAGCAGCAGCAGAUUUCCCGCCUCUUAGAGGGGGCAGCCUCCAUGCACUCCCAGAAGAUGACGCGAAUGAGGGCCUCCUCCCAGAAAGCCAGUGGUCCCUCGAGCAGCGGAUGCAGCAGCAACAGCAGCAACAGCAGCAGCAAGAGGCGCAGCAGAGUCAGAGCGCUGCCCAGUCCUCCUCAGUCCCAAAUGCAGCUUUGCAGGGGACAGAUGCAGCAGCAACAGGAGCAGCGACAGCAGAAGGGGCCCCCUUCUUGCGUUACAGGAGCGCCACUAUGCCAGACCCUCAAUACAAGUCUCCCGUGCUGCUUCUGCCUCCCCUUCCACCCAACAGCGUUGACUACUACGAACAACAGCAGCAGCAGCAACAACAGCAGCAGCAGGAGACAGCGGAAAGCUCGCCCAGUAGAUCACCGGUACAAGAAUCCAAGAGCUGGGAAGAACAAAUUGAAAAGGCGGACGGGACGACGGUCUAUUUCCUAGAGGACGUGACGGAUUUCUCUCGGUUGUUGAAUCCAAGCGGGCAGGCAGCUGCACGGCGGCUGUUGUGGGCACUCUUUGCUUUUUUUAGAGGAGGCUUGGAGUUCUGUCCGGCUAAUAGCCAAGGGCUGAAGAGUGUAACUGUCUUGCGGAGUGUCGGCGCCUGUGCAGUGUCAGUGGAGUUAGUGACUGCUGUUGUGGAGGCAAUAAGGCUGAAGUUUCCGCGUCUGUUUCUGCACAUGCGUCACUUGGGGGUUGACGUGCCGGCGUGGGCGGCUCGGGGGUUGCAGGAUGCCUUUGCGCGUCUUCUGCCUUUUGAUUUUGUCCUCCGCAUUAUGAGCGCCUUUCUCUUCGAAGGCAGUUUGGCCCUAUGCAAGUUCUCCCUCGCCCUGGUCCAGCUUCUGGAGCCGGAGUUGAUGGCGUGCGACACAACUGAGGCUGCCGAAAGAGUUCUUUAUCGCUGCAGCACAGACCCGCGGCUAAGCAUCAACGAAUUAUCUUCCACGGCCCAAAACUUAAAGCCGCACAUUUGGCGUGUUGUUGGGGACGGCACCACAGGGCUGCAGAGCCCCUACCUCAUGUCCACAAAAAUUCACGAAUUCUUGACAAUUCGCCCGGAAGGCAUCUCAAGGAUCAUCACUUCUUUAGAUACCUGGGAGACACUUUGGCGCUGGUUGCCUGACAUACUCAGAUAUUCCACUCCCUUCUUAAUCUUCAGCAGCAGCCACGACGGGUUCACUUUAUCUGCUCUUUUGAAUCGUGCUUUAUAUUAUUCAGCUCCCUUCAUUUUCCUCGCCACAAGCGACAAUCACGAUGUCUUUGGGUUUUUCUCUCCCGUUCCCUUCGAGAAUCACAAGACCUCAGCUUGCUUUUCGUACAGCGAGGCUUUUGUGUUUACUUUGUCUCCUCUUCCCCGCGCAUUUUGGUGGACGGGCGCCAACAGUGCAUUUCUUCGCGUGCGCAGCGAAGGGCUUUUCCUUGGGAGUGAUGGCGUGGCCUUGUGGGUAGACCCUGACCUCUCGCGCUGCCGCAGCAGCGCCUCAGCUUCGUUUGGUUCUCAAAGUCUUGUCACUUCCGAAUUCGGCGACUGUUCCCUAUUGCAAAUUGAAAUUUGGGGCCUUCGUUGA